UGGGAAAUUUGCUCAAGAAAAUGGAUUCGGCGUUUUGUGAGGGCAAAUUUCACCCAACCGUUCGACCUAAAUCUGUGACUGCACGCACUGACAACAAAACGCAGAGGCGGGACAUCUCCGUGACGAUGGCGGCAACAGAGAAGGUGCUCGUCAAGGCCCUGUAUGCCUACAAGGGCCUCAACACCGACGAGCUGAACUUUCGCAAGGGCGACGUCAUCACCGUCACCCAGCAGCUGGACGGCGGCUGGUGGGAGGGCACGCUGGGCGACCUCACCGGCUGGUUUCCCAGCAACUACGUACGCGAGGUGCACGCGGAUCGCGCCGCGAGGGCGGGCCGCGCGGACGGACCGAAGCGCGAGAGCAUGCGUGGCUACCAUAACAUCGUGCUGCAGAACAUCGUCGAGACGGACCGGGCGUACGUCGGUGAACUCGAGGUGGCAGUCGAUGGCUACCUCGCUCCGCUGAGGAACGCCAACAUGCUGCCGGCCGACGACUACACAUGCCUGUGCGGCAACGUCGAAGAGAUCGUUGCGUUCCAGAAGGCGUUCGACGCGGCGCUGGAGGCGUGCUCGCACUUUGCGUACGAACAGCAGCGCGCCGGCGGCACGUUCCUGAACGUGGCGCGCGCGUUCCACGACCUGUACGUGGCGUACUGCGCGAACCACCCGCGCGCCGUGCAGGUGCUCGCGCGCCACCGCGAUGCGCUGGACGGCUUCGCGGAGUCCCGCGGCGCGACGCCGCCCGGCGCCAUGGCGCUGACGACGUCGCUGAGCCUGCCGUUCCGGCGGCUCGCGCGAUACCCGAUCAUGCUGAAGGAGCUGGAGCGGCAGGUGGAGGAGGACCACGUCGACCGCGGCGACAUCCAGCGAUCGAUAGCCGUCUAUCAGGAGAUCCUUGAUGAGUGCGAGUGCAUACGCCGGCAGAAGGAUCUGGAGCUGGAGGCGCUGACAGGAACAAUCCGCGGCUGGGAGGGCAAGCCGAUCGCGGCGUUCGGCGAGCUGCUGCUGAUGCGGAACGUCGCCGUCGUGAGCCCACCGGGCGGCGAGCGCAAGGAGCGAUGUUUCCUGCUGUUUUCCGACACGCUGGUCAUGCUGUCGUCGUCGCCGCGCAUGAGCGCGUAUAUCUACGAGGGCCAGGUGCAGCUGGUCGGCAUCACCGUGCGCAAGCUGGAGGACACGGAUGCCUUGAAGCACACGCUCGAGCUCUACGGCCCGCUCAUCGAGAAGAUGCUCGUGGCGUGCGCGUCGCCACGCGAGCAGACGCUCUGGCACGACACGCUGCUCCAGCAGAUCAGCGCGAGCGCGGGUGCGGCCGGCCGCCACGCCGUGCCGACGGUGACGACGACGGCGCCCCGCGCCGCGACGGCCGUUGCCGAGACGAGCAAGCCGCAGCCGCGCGCCGCCAUCCCGCUGCCGUUCCCGCCCGCGUCGCCCGGACCGUUCCCGGCGAUCCCGCGCGCGUGGAACAUCUCGCGGCUGCGGCCCGCGGCGCCGGCCCGCCCGCAGCCGCCUUCUGCCCGCAGCCGCGAGGAGGUGGCGAGCCCGCGCGUCGGCCGGCGCGCCCCAUCGCCACGCCGCCGGGGGGCGCAGCGGGACGAGCGCGCGACGGCGGGCGACCAGGUGGUGCUGCAGGUGAUCGAGGCGUACUGCACGAGCGCGAAGGCGCGCUACACGGUCAACUCGACGCUGCUCGACGCGCCGCAGGUUCUCAUCGCCGAGGACGAGAAGAUCAUCGUCGAGGAAACGAAGGGAGACCGCAUCGUCGUCGAGGAGCGAAGCCUCGUCGACACGGUCUACGCGCUCAAGGACAAGGUGGGCGCGCUGGAGGCGGCCGUGCGCGGUGUGCGGCGCAGCAUGGAGGAGGAGAGGCGCGCGAGGCGUCGCCUCGAGACACUGCUGCGCAAGUCCGUGCGCAGCCUCGUCGAGAUCAACUUCGAUGAAUCUCAAACGCAGGCGACGUUGUGAGGCCGAUAACCCCCCCUGGUGAUUCUUGCAGGCGAUGUUGUGAGUUAGAUAGUGCCUCCUGGUGUUCCUCGCAGGUGUCGUUUUGAGUUAGUGCCUCCUGCUGUUGCUCGCAGGUGACGUGAGUUAGAUAGUACCCGAUGGUGUUUCUCCCCGGCAACGUUGUGAGGCCGAUAGCGCCCCCUGGUGAUUCUUGCAGAUGAUGUUGUGAGUUAGCGCCCCUGGUGUCUCUCGCAGAUGAUGUUGUGAGGUAGAUAGUGCCCUCUGGUGAUUCUCGCAGGCGAUGUUGUGAGGUAGAUAGUGCCCUCUGGUGAUUCUUGCAGGCGAUGUUGUGAGGUAGAUAGUGCCCCCUGGUGUCUCUCACAGGUGAUGUUGUGAGUUAGGUAGCGCCCCCUGGUGUUCCUUGCAAACAAGAUUGUGAGGUAGAUAGUGCCCCCUGGUGUCUCAUGCAGGUGAUGUUGUGAGUUAGAUUGCGCCCCUGGUGUUCCUUGCAAACAACGUUGUGAGGUAGAUAGUGCCCUCUGGUGUUCCUCGCAGGCGACAUUGUGAGUUAGAUAGUGCCCCCUGGUGUUCCUCGCAGGCAACGUUGCAAGUUAGAUAGCGCCACCUAGUGUUCAUGACAGGCAAUGUUAUGAAGCUGGUACCAGUCCCUGCUGCACUCUAGUGUUACUCACAGACAUUGGAAUAAGACCUUGCUGCCCUCUGACGUACCUUAUUCAGCAAGACUGAAUUCCAGCUAUCCUCUGGUGUUUUUCACAGCUGAUGCUAUGAGACCUCUGCUGUCCCUGGUGAUUAUUUGACAUCCCUUUGCACUUUUCCUGGUUCUCAUCUUUGUGCACAUGGUAAAUUUGUGUACAACACUUUACUGCCACCAAGCCGUAUGUGGAUGUGAUUAUACUCAAUUCAAAACUGGUGAUUCGGUUUUUCCUUUUAAAUAGAUGUGGCAAAUCUAUUUUGUUUUUGCGCAGGCUAGCUCUGACAGAUGCGUAGGACUGUAAUGUCAAGAUAUACGAUGGGUAAUUCAUCGCACAUUGGAAAUAUGCAGCUCGAGCACGUGCGCAUGUGUAGGUGUGCCACAGCCAUUAUUGAUUCAAACAGCAGCUAGGUAAUCUUGUUUUGCGUUAUUUAAUACAGCAAUGGACAACAUUCUGUGUGAGACGCACCCCCGUUCUAUUUCUAGAAGAACGUUUUUGCUGUGCGUAGCUGCUGGAUUCUGCUUGCUUGCGUGUGUAGCAAUGCAGACUCAUUUCUCGGCUGCUCUGUUUCGAUUAGGAAUGUUAACACUUGUGGUGAGUUUUCAUUUUACAGCUCAGCCGACAUCUGUUCUCUACAUCUGUCACACAAACUCUCUGUUUAUUGAGAUGUACAACAGCAUUAUCAAGUUACCAUGCUACUGCCAUGCAUUGCUGCACUACCAUGCACUGCAUCUACACUGAAUGUUUACUUAUCCCUGCCUGCCAGAAACACAAAUUGUAACAAUGUGCAUACAGCACAGACGUUAUAUUCGAAUUAGCAACAGGUGAAUGUGAAAUUACGAAGUAAUCAUUGGUGUCUGUGUAGCGGCUGAUUGGUUGUAUAUCUAUUUGUUCAACAGACACUUUUUUUGUUAGUGUGCCUUUCCUGCUUGUAUGUAAUGUAAUUGAGUUAUAAAAUGUGCACACUCCAUAUGUUUAUAUCAUGCUUGGAUUCUACCUUAGGUACUGCUUGCUAUGAUAAACUGUACUGAUAAUUAUUGUAUUCUCGCGAGUGCUUCCACUCUAGCUAGUCUAAAAAAUGUCCUUUGUCCAGUUGGAUUGUUACCGAGUUUGGAGGUUAAGUUAGUGUAAAAAUAUAACUAAGAAUGGCAAUGUGUAAGCUCUGGAAAUUUGUAUAUAUCCAUAUAGCUGGAUUUAAAAUAGCUGCAAUAUUAAAGUUAUUAUAGGUGGCUAUUUGAUAAAAAUUUCAAUGAUUGCUAUCAUUGCAGUGUAUCCCGUACCGUAUAUAGAUUGGCAUGCUUGCAUAAUCUUACUGUGAGGUAAGGAAGGAAAAUAGUGAACAUACAUGUAGAUCCGACCAUUUAACUAUUAGACUUGUGUGCAUUUAUGAAUAAAAUGGAUUUUUUAUUUGUUAAUGUCUAAAAUAUAUAACAACAUACGGUGCAAGCAUCAUCUAAGCAUGGCAGAUGAUGUCGCAUUCUAAUACUAAA
Molecule: messenger RNA, 4146 nt
Organism: Priapulus caudatus
Lineage: Eukaryota; Metazoa; Priapulida; Priapulimorpha; Priapulimorphida; Priapulidae
Product: rho guanine nucleotide exchange factor 7-like
Exons: 3
Coding region: 21-1964 (647 amino acids)
Molecular function (GO): guanyl-nucleotide exchange factor activity; protein binding
Source: RefSeq, a predicted model, not a curated record